Messenger RNA from Egretta garzetta (little egret), 1169 nucleotides. RefSeq lists its product as uncharacterized. Lineage: Eukaryota; Metazoa; Chordata; Aves; Pelecaniformes; Ardeidae. The transcript has 5 exons. The record is from RefSeq and is a predicted model, not a curated record. Bases 66 to 1169 code for a protein of 367 amino acids.
CAGAAAGCCCUGCUCUGAGCAGCAUACGAUCCAAGUGGAAGACAAGGAACAACAGAUGGAAGGAGAUGGUAUUCUCAGUGGGGCAGAAAGCAUCUGGAUCUGCUGGGAUUAUGAGGAAGAUGAAGUAUUCCUGGGGAGUCUUCGUGGGAAGAGGCGGCAAGUGGGAGAAAAUGGCUGGGGAAAACGCAAGGAUGUUGCCCAAGGCCACGCGUGAGGAGAGGAAGAAGCAGGAAGCGAAGAGGAGAGGGAAACUGAAAACCAUGGCAGGCAAAUUGCUAAAGGCCGUGGCUGGUGGGAAAGAGGCAGCGGAGGGGCAGGCUGGCAGUGAGGAUGUGGCAGGGAAUCUGCUGAAGAUGGCAACCAGUGGGACGGAGGCGGAGGGAGAAAUGCCUGCAGAGGAAACCAUCUGCGGAUUCAUUGAGCAAGGAAAAUUUUUUGAAGCUUGUGAUCGUAUUUAUGAUCUGCAGCAUUCUGGAAAUGAUGGUGCUGGAAAGUCUGAAUCACUUUAUAUGCUACUGGCUGAACGAAUGUGGACUGUGGUGGGAGAAGCGCUCAGUGGAAGUGGUAGGAUGUUCCUGGAGCCAUUGCAGUCGGUGGCGGAAUCACUGAAGUGGGAGAAGAAGAAGGAAGCAGAGUGGCUUGGCAGUGGCCAAGAGACAGAGUCUGUUUCCACCUGGAGUCCAAACUUCUGGAGGAAAGAUCUGGAGGAAAAACUAAUACAGUACAUUACGGCCCAGAUUCCCUGCUUUGGUUCCUCUACUAACACAGACAAGACUGUGCUAAACCAGCAUCUGAGUCAGCUGGAAAUGACUUUUCUCCCCAGCCUGGAGCACAGAAGUGGUUUCUUCAAGGAAGCAGGACUGCUCGUCACCUACACCCGCUGCUGUCAUGCCUCUUUGUCUUCUCACCUUUCCACCCUUACUGACAGUAACCAUUUCAGCUUCAGCCAAUGUCUUCUAGUGUAUGAGUGGGCCCUUAAAAUGUACAGAAGUGGCAGCGAGACAGGCCUGGGACCCAGGCAGAACCCCCAGCACAGCCCUUCCCUUGGUGUACAGUGUCUCGUGUGGAUUAUUUUGAAGACUGAGGAAAAGUUACUUACAGUUGCCCGGGGCUGCAAUCUGCUCUGCUCAGAAGCCAAUGUAUCCGGAGGAAAGGGAGGCUAUGGGUGA